Messenger RNA from Schistocerca nitens (vagrant locust), 1827 nucleotides. RefSeq names its product cytochrome P450 6a2-like. NCBI's taxonomy places the organism in Eukaryota, Metazoa, Arthropoda, Insecta, Orthoptera, Acrididae. The coding region runs from base 37 to 1590 and encodes 517 amino acids. The record is from RefSeq and is a predicted model, not a curated record. The transcript is spliced from 5 exons. Gene Ontology annotation, molecular function: iron ion binding; monooxygenase activity; oxidoreductase activity, acting on paired donors, with incorporation or reduction of molecular oxygen.
CACACGGCAGCAGCAGCGUCAUCAACAGGAAUCAAAAUGGCUCUCUUCUUCGAUUCAUGGGGGACUGAAAUGUUGGCUCUCCUGACAACUAUUUUUGCGAUUCUUUACGUCACAUUUAAAAUCAAUUAUACAUACUGGAAGAAGAAAGGUUUGCCAUAUUUGGAGCCAACUUUCCCGCUGGGGAAUGCCUGGAACACGACACUAAUGAGGAAGAACCCUAGCGAGGACCUGCGGGACAUCUAUUUAGAAACAGAUGGCAAGGAUGUCGUCGGUAUUUACGCAUUAAACUACCCUGUCCUCGUUGUGCGGGAUCCAGAGUUGAUCAAAACAAUUCUAGUAAAGGAUUUCAACCACUUUCCCGACCGGGGCAUCUACAUCGACGAGGAGACAGAUCCCCUGUCAGUACACCUUUUCUUCCUCGGUGGCCCCAAGUGGCGGUCUCUGCGCCAGAAGCUGACACCCACAUUCACGUCGGGAAAAAUGCGCGCCAUGUUCGGUAUAGUGCGCGACAAUGCACGCAUUCUGGUUGACGUCACACCUGUGGGCAUUGUUGUGGAAGUCCGCGAGCUGGUUGCCCGCUACACUACUGACGUCAUCGCAUCCUGCGCUUUCGGCAUCGACAUCGACAGUCAGCACAAACCAGACGCGGAGUUCCGUCAGUGGGGGCUGCGCUUCUUCAAGCCAUCCCUGCGUACCUUCUUGACUCAGUCUCUGGGCUUCUCUAAUCCCAAACUGCGCAAACUGCUGCCUCUACCCUUCACGCCAAAGGAUGUCGCAGAGUACUUCACACGCGUCGUCAAUGACACAGUCAAACACCGAGAGGAGACAGGUGUCAUUAGGAAGGACUUCUUACAGUUGAUGAUUCAGCUGAAGAAUAAAGGAUAUGUCGAUGACAGCUUCUUGAUUCAACGGCAGAAGAAUGAGGAAGAAAAAAGUAAGACACUGACGAUCAGCGAGGUGGCAGCACAGUCGUGGGAGUUCUUUCUCGCUGGGUUCGAAACUUCCUCCACCACGAUAAGCUUCUGCCUGUACGAGCUCGCUAGACACCCGGAUAUCCAGAAGAAACUGCAAGAAGAAAUUGACGACAUACUGGAAAAGAACAACGGCGAUGUGACAUAUGAAGAUAUAAUGACCCAGAUGCCUUACUUGGAAAAGGUUGUGAACGAAACCCUUCGAAUGCACCCCGCCGCUCCAUUUCUGAAUCGUGAGGUCGAGAAGGAUUAUAAGCUGCCAGGAAACGAUUGUGUCUUGGAAAAAGGGACUAAGGUGAUCGUUCCAGUCCUGGGACUCCAUCAUGACAAGAAGUUCUAUCGAAACCCUGAGGAAUUCGACCCGGAGCACUUCUCUACGGAGCAGAAGGCAUCGAGGCAUCCUUUCAGCUUUCUGCCUUUUGGCGAAGGUCCACGCAUUUGCAUUGGUAUGCGGUUCGCGUUGAUGCAGGUGAAGACGGCGAUAGUACAUCUGCUGUCAAACUUUGACUUACUGCCUGUUGGAGACAUGAAGCUACGCUUGGCUCCGAGCAUCCCAGUGCCGACACCAAUUGGCGGAAUCAACCUGAGGUUGGAGCGGCGACAAAAGCCUGUGUGCUGAAGACCUGCAGAUACUACGCUCUGCUCUGCAGAAAUGUCUGUUCACAUCCGCUGACAAGCGGAUCCAGGAUUAGCAAUUUUCCGAGGUGGAACAUUAGCGCCAUCUUGUUAAUAAGAUUGUGUUGUUGAAGAUUUUGGCUAGUGACCAUUUUCAUAUUGAUACUACUAUGUAACAACGUGUGUCAUUCAUUUUUCCUACAUUGUAUGGAGUGUUCAUUAAGACUGUUAUCACUGUAAA